Messenger RNA from Nerophis lumbriciformis (worm pipefish), 2579 nucleotides. RefSeq names its product zinc finger protein 750-like. NCBI's taxonomy places the organism in Eukaryota, Metazoa, Chordata, Actinopteri, Syngnathiformes, Syngnathidae. Gene Ontology annotation, biological process: positive regulation of transcription by RNA polymerase II; epidermis development. Gene Ontology annotation, cellular component: nucleus. The record is from RefSeq and is a predicted model, not a curated record. Gene Ontology annotation, molecular function: RNA polymerase II cis-regulatory region sequence-specific DNA binding; promoter-specific chromatin binding; DNA-binding transcription activator activity, RNA polymerase II-specific.
AUCCAGGGAAAGAUUUGUGAGGCGAAAAGAAGCUUUUCCUCGAAUGUGUUAGCGAGCGUCAGUGAUGCAUCUGCAGGUGUAGUCAUGGGAAACAGGUGGCUCCAGGUUCCCACACAGCUAGCAGUGAGCUGGGGAAAGGAGCAAGUUACAGCAAGUCCGUGUCAACAAGCUAGAGAUGGACACUGCUCAAGAACGCAAGCCAAAAAGGCCUCACUACAUUCCUCGACCGCUUGGGAAACCAUUCAAGUACCAGUGUUUCCAGUGUCCAUUUACCUGCAAUGAGAAGUCCCACCUCUUUAACCACAUGAAAUAUAACCUGUGUAAGAACUCCAUCUCUCUGAUGUCACAGAAAAAUGGUCCAACGGCCCGACAGGACAAGACAGCAGCAAAGGCCACCCUAGUAAAGUCAAUGGACUGUCAAAACUUGCCAGGCGGUGUAUCCAUCAAUCAGGACAAACAGCAGGCUAAGGAGAACAAAGACGAGGUGAGAGAUGCAAGUGAAGAGGUCAAUGUUGGGUGUGAUAAUCCAAUCAAAAGGGGAAAAGGAAGGGAAGAGGAAUGUCCAGCAGGAGAAAACCAGGACAGCAAAGACACUAAGUCAAUGCCACGCCGCCAAUCUGCCUUCUCCCUGGUCACACCCAACCGUGACGAAGCCUUCAACACACCCAUGCAGCCAUCAGACCAUCCACAAAUUCCUCAUUUCAAUCGCCCUGCAUUUCCAAUAACGUUUAAGCCAUUCCCCGCUCCAAUUGGUCUAGAAUACUCUCCUUAUCUCCUACCUGACCAACAUCUCUCCACGCAAUACUACCACCCUGCCAACCAACAUGCAAAUGAGCUCGAUUCUUCUUUUCGGCGAGAGGUCCCAAAUCCCCAAAGGCCAGUGGUGCCACAUGGCACUGCUUCGCCACUUCCUGCUUCACUCUUCCCACCAUACCAAUACAGAUACUGCCACCCAGUCCACCCCUUUCAUUAUGGCCUGUACAGACCCCAUGACAUCUCCAUGCCCAUCACAGCAUCAAGAUAUAUUCCCUUGGACUGGUACCAGCAAACUCUCAGCUCUAAAGAUCCCAAUUUAUACAUACAAUCCCAUCCCUGUCAUUUCAACGCCAUCGAACAAGAGCAGCUAGAACACAGGCAAAGGGAAGACAAGGCAACCAGGCUGAGCCCCAAGGAGGGAUGUUCCGCUUUGGGAUCCCCUGACAGACCAAGUCAUGCACAGGUCAUCCAGAAGGACGGAGGGCAGGCGCCACAGGACACCAACGUGGACAAGCGGCUGCCAUCGACAGUGGCUCAGCAUAUGCAGACCAACACCAGGCAUAAAGAUACAGCGGAGAGCUUGCUGCAGCUAGGAACUCUGCUUGUAGAUAGAGGAUCAUCUGACAACAGCAGAUAUUGCGCUGUGUCUGAGUCAUGUCCCAAAACUACAUCCGAACAUGAAGACGAGGACAACGGAGACGAUCCAGCACCGCUAAACCUCUCAACGAGAAACCAAGACAAAGACAGAUUUUCAGCCGACCACAGAGACCAGCCAAAGGGGGCAGAGUUACCCCUGAACCACACCCUUUGUUCUUCUCAGGCUAGCUCUUCAGAUGAACCUCAGCUGAGUGCGGAUGAAGAAACCUUUGACCAGAGGCAGAAUGCAGCGCUGGCGCUCUGUCAGCUCUACGUAGCGAGCACGGCUGCUUCUUUAUGUGACUUUGAGCCCGCAGAGGGACUCAAGGAAGAUGACGUAGUUCCCGAAAAGACAAAACGUACGACCAGGGCGACCAUGACAGGUGUGAAACGAGCACACCAAGCUAAAACAAACAAUAAAGCAAACAAGAGAGCUAAAGUGACAAAGCGGAAUGUGAGGAGGAGGAGGCCUCGCCGCAGCUAAGCAGAUAAUAUUAUUUUGUAUUAAUUGGCGAAAAGCUUUGAUCUAAUCAGCCUGUGGAACAUCAUCACUGAAGCACUGAAAGACUGUAAAUAUGGUUUUAUGUUGUAAUUGUACACACACUGGACACAACAUUAGGUAGACCUCCAUAAUAUGAGCGACCGACUUAUGUACAUGUUUGCUCUUGUGGUUGUAUUUUAAAGGGUUGUCUCUAAUAUUGUGGGUACCCCAUUUAACCAUAUGAGUAGAGAAAAUGCUGUCUACCAAAUGUAUUUACUCUAAUAAACAUCAACUCGAAAUAGAGCAUUAUUGACACAAAUAUCUGUAAUGUAUUAACAUGUGUACCAUAUUUUUUUGCAUCAUAUUUCUUGGCUGCUCGGCAGUUUUAGAACGAUCUUACAUUAGCAUUAGCACUCCUCUAGGGUUUGCUGGAUUGCUAACAAACCUUUGAAACUGUCAGGUCUCUUCAGGUGAGUGUGUAAGUGACAGGAAGAAAAGCUCAGACUCUCUUGGGGAAAAAUCAAUUUGUUGGUUUGUAUAAAUCUGUUGUCCCUAAAUAUAAGACAACCCUUUUUUUAAAGACUUUUUUUUUCCAGGGGUGAAAUACUGUCUUGUAUUUGAUUCAUAAUGUAUAUUGGAUUCUUUUUAGAGUAUGUUCAUAUAAAAAUAUGGGCACUUUUUGUGACGUCGUUUGAAGAAAAACUGA